Messenger RNA from Perkinsus marinus ATCC 50983, 831 nucleotides. Its product is annotated as subtilisin, putative. Gene Ontology annotation, molecular function: serine-type endopeptidase activity. Lineage: Eukaryota; Perkinsozoa; Perkinsida; Perkinsidae. The transcript has 3 exons. Bases 1 to 831 code for a protein of 276 amino acids. The record is from RefSeq and is a predicted model, not a curated record. Gene Ontology annotation, biological process: proteolysis.
AUGGCCAUUUCCGAGGGCUCGGUCCUGCAGAAGGAUUACCUUGAGGCCAUCUCUAUACCGGAGGCUUGGAGUAUCCUGGACUCUACUCCCAAGAGAACACCUGUGACCAUCGCAGUUAUAGACGACGGAAUCGAGGCCGCUCACCCUGACUUGAAGGGUACCGUCAUCAAGGGCUACAACGUCGUUGAUAAGAAUGAUGAUACCAGUCCUCGAGGACGGCAUGGCACUUGCAUGGCUGGCAUCGUUGGUGCUAUCAGAAAUAACAAGAUCGGCAUGGCGGGUAUCCUGGACAGUGUGCGUAUACUGCCCAUAUUCGACGGUGAAGUUCUGAGCUACUCUGCAAUCGAGGAUGCUUUCACCUAUCUGAUCAAUAAGAGGAGAGAUGAUGUGAAAGUUAUUCUCAUGACGGAGGGAAUGGCCACGUGGAUCUGGACAAGACCCCAUACUUUCCUUGUUCCUUCGGCCGUUCGCCCGCUGAUGGAGUGCUAUGUGUGGCUGGAACGUAUGCAGCUUACGGACGAAAGCAAUUUUGGUUCAGCUGUGGACAUCGCCGCUCCAGGUUACGAUAUAGUCCAAACUAGCCUUGAAGGGGAGUACGGCUGGGGUUCGGGCACUUCGGCUGCCGCCGCCAUCGUAGCAGGUAUAGCUGGGAUGCUCUACUCCCUUGAACCAUCUGUGGAGACUAGGCUGACCCCUGCUUACAUCAAAAAAAUCAUCAAGGAUACGGCCACCAAAGGUGUCAAGGACAGUAAAGGAAAAAAGACUCUCUCAUUCGGCCGCGUGAAUGCUGCAGCGGCUGUCAAGAAGAUACUUGGAAGAAAGAAGGUAUAA